Ornithorhynchus anatinus (platypus) is the source of this 2339-nucleotide messenger RNA. RefSeq names its product chromosome 14 C14orf39 homolog (gene C14H14orf39). The record is from RefSeq and is a predicted model, not a curated record. Gene Ontology annotation, cellular component: central element. The coding region runs from base 188 to 1918 and encodes 576 amino acids. Gene Ontology annotation, biological process: homologous chromosome pairing at meiosis; spermatogenesis; meiotic DNA double-strand break processing involved in reciprocal meiotic recombination. The transcript is spliced from 18 exons. Lineage: Eukaryota; Metazoa; Chordata; Mammalia; Monotremata; Ornithorhynchidae.
CUUGCCAACCCUCAUCCAGGCUGAGGGGCGUCGCUGAGGCGGCCCCAAAACGGCCGCGCCCCCCGCCAUCCGCCCCCCAUCGCCGGCUUGGACCGGCCCUUCCUCCUCGGGGGAGAGCGGGCGGCUCGGGGGACCGGCUGAGGCCACGCCGGCCGGGCCCCGACGGGGGUCGGGGAGCGUCGUCAAAAUGAGUGACAAGCUGUUCAUUAAUUUGAACAAAUUUCUGCUAGAACUUGUUUUCCAGUCUGAGCGAGACUCAACUGCUAAGGAAGAUGUGAUGCAGUUAACUCAAAUUUGCUCCGCAAAAGUUCUGGAAAGUAAGAAGUGCAUUUUAAAACUGCAUGAAAAUAUAAACAAAAGCGAUGAUGAAAUUGUCAGCUACCAGAAGCAUAAGGAGCAUUUCAAGGACAGCUGUAUCAACUGGAAGCCAACAUACGAUGUCCUUUACAAGCAUGAAAAUUAUUUGCAAGAACAAUUUCAGAAGCACCAGGAAUCCACUGAAAAGGACAAAAAAAUGUAUCAUGAUUAUAUGAGUCAGCAUAAAAAAGUUUUUGCGCAAUACCAGAUCACUUAUUCGGAACGUACUCUAGCAAAGGAGUAUAAUAGAAAAAAAGCAGAAUUUGAAGUCAUCCAUAAUCGAGUUCUGUCACAAACUGAACAAUUUAAAUUAAAGGAAACCACCCUUAUGGAACUUCUAGUUCCUGCACCUUUUAGGUCACUUCCUCACUGGGCGUUACUGAUUGCUAAUUUGAGAUAUAAAACAGAAGACACCCUCAAACAAGCUGCAAGUGUUACCCAGAAAUCACUAUUGCUGAAGAAAGAAUCAGAGGAAAUGGAAACAAAACUUCGGUCUUUGAAAAAUCAGGUUGUCCAAUUUUCAGAAGUUAAGAAGCCUAUUGAAAAUACUGAAAAAAAAAAAGAAAAAAACCCAUUUAAAUCAAGGAUUUCUGAAGGACUCGAGCGUCGGCGACGAUAUCAGCGCAAUAGAAAAGUGUUUCCUCUCUUUAGUUCUCUAAAAUCAGUGAGACCUAAAAAACGGUCCAAGCCCUUUUUGGAACUGAGAAAACCAGGUAAAAGAGGAGUAAGAUCUUCGGGCAGUUCAUCAUUGGCCAGAAUUAGCGUCAACCAAGAGGAGAACGAAGGAAAGGAAUGUAAUGACUCUGCAGUGAGUAAGCUUUCGAAAUAUGACCAACUUGCUGCUUCAGUUAAUUUGCAAGAAUUGCUGCAGUUCAGAAACCCAACUGCUCAGAAACCAUCAAACUAUAAGAAGUCAUUUGACCGAGGAGAAAGAGAUGCUGAAUGUCAAGAUGAGAAUCCAAAGAGGGCGGUAAAUGAUUCUACUUGCAUCUCCCAUGAUACCAGCGCUGAAAACUUUGGAGAGUCAAAAGAAGAUUAUCCUGUAGCAGUAUACAAAAAUAUUGAACAAUUCCCAUGUGCACCUAAGAGCUCCUCGGUUGGAAGAAAUACUGAAAUUUUGAGAACAUCUGAAUCUACUGUGAUGGAAGGACAACUUCCUCUGACAUCUCCAUUUGUAUUAGAUCAAAAUAUAGACUCUGAAGGUCCAAAUCAAGACGCAUCACCCACAAUUCCUUUCUUUCUGACAUCUGCCACCCAGUCACCUGGAUUCAGUUUUUUUGAUUCUGCUCUAUUUACAGGAGACUCACCGAAUCAGUUUGCUGAGAAUUAUUCUGCUGAAAAUUUUAACCGAGGCUCAUCACAGAAAGAUAUUGGAGACUUAUUUGGGAAAUUGGAAGAAGAUACAUUUACAUUUGCAUUUCCAACGGAGUCUUCAACUCAUAAAUUUGAAGGUGGAAAAGAUGACUUCAGUUUCUCUUUUCCAUUUGAAUCCGAUCAGAGUUUGCAACCAUGUUCCUCUACAUCUUCUCCCCAAACUACAAAGCAGCUUAUCUUUUUUUGAACACAUUUCUUGAACUAUUUUGCUAUUCUGUCAGUGAUUAAUUCAUAGUUUUUCACUGUUGUUUAGAAACACAGUGAACACUCUCUCUUCUGUGACAUAAUGCAAUGAGCAAACAAUGAGUUGGUUUAAAGGAUUUUUGUCAUUUAAAUAUUGAAAGAAAUUAAGCAUACUUUCACUUCAUUUUUGUUCCUAUUAUUAGCCUUGUUAAGUAUUACCUUUAAUGGGUCUGACUGCGGCUUCUAUUUAAGCAGAACUUCCAUGAACUCCAACAGAGUUUGUGUUUCUGGAUCCUCUUAAGUGUUUUGUUUUCUCUGUCUUUUCAGAUUAAGUAGUUUAACUGAUUUAAAUCCUUUUCUGACUUUACUGGAAACAUUAAAAUAAUUCCAGCGGCUUUAAUAAAGUACAAGAAUUUCAGUGAUAA